CGCUCGGUGUGUAUGUGUGCUGUUGUCGUGCGUUUCCGUUGCGUAUAGUGUUGACAUCCUGUGUGAGAUUGUGCGUUUCCCAAACUUUUGGUGCGCUUUUUCUCUGUGUUUAAGUUUUUUUUCUAUUGUGUUGUGCAUAAGACUUACGUGCGUGUGUUGGUGGUGCGCGAGUGUGUGCGACGGAAAAAAAAUCGGCACAGGUUUUGCCGUCACCAGGUGUGGUGCGCAGCCACCGUCUACAGAGAUGGGGUCCCGCGGAUAUUAUAUUUUAACCCUUUUGGCCCUCAUUCUCACGUCUACUACUAAGGUUUUAGGUGAAGAUGAUACAACCAUGGGUCCUAUGUUCAUCAAAGAACCGGAAAAUCGAGUGGAUUUCUCUAACACUACAGGAGCUACGGUUGAAUGUACUGCUAGGGGAAGUCCGAGACCAGAAAUUAUUUGGAUACGAGCUGACGGUACAGCUGUUGGGGACGUACCCGGCUUAAGACAGGUAAAAGGGGACGGAAAUCUAGUGUUUCCUCCUUUCCGAGCGGAAGAUUACAGACAAGACGUUCACGCCCAAGUAUACAUUUGCAUGGCCAAAAAUCGCGUGGGAGUAAUUCAUUCUAGAGAUGUAAACGUUAGAGCAGUGAUCGAGGAAUCGUACAGGAGUGAAGUGAACAACGAAUACGUUAUACGCGGUAACUCGGUUGUGCUUAAGUGCAGCAUCCCGCCGUUCAUCGCGGACUUUGUUACCGUCGUCUCUUGGCAGGACAACCAAGGAAACGUCUAUCAACCUUCUGCUGUCGAUGAAAAAACGGGCAUUAUUCCUUUUAAUCACGAUGGUAAAUAUUUGGUAUUACCAUCUGGUGAACUCCACAUACGUGAUGUAACGCCCGAAGAUGGAAAUAAAUCUUAUCAGUGUCGUACUAAGCAUAGAUUGACUGGAGAAACAAGACUUAGUGCAACUAAAGGAAGGCUUGUUAUUACAGAUCCACAAACAAGUAUUCUACCAAAAAUUAAAAAAGAAGAACUGGCUGUUUUGGUCGGAAAACCAUUUGCCAUUGAAUCUCAUGUAUCCAUGAUUUGUUCUGCACAGGGGUUUCCCAUUCCUUAUUUCCGGUGGUACAAGUUUCUGGAAGGUUCUAGUAAGAAACAAGCUGUAACUUUGAACGAUAGAAUCAAACAGGUUUCUGGCACAUUGAUAAUACGCGAGGCAAAGGUCGAAGAUUCUGGUAAAUAUUUAUGUGUUGUCAACAACUCUGUGGGCGGAGAAAGUGUAGAAACAGUUUUGACUGUAACUGCUCCAUUAAACGCCAUCGUCGAACCGACCAUUCAAACUGUGGACUUUGGAAGACCCGCCGCCUUGACUUGUAACUACGAAGGAAACCCAGUAAAGACUAUAUCAUGGCUUAAGGAUGGUAAAAAAUUGAGUUCCCACGACGGAAGAGUGUUGCGUAUUGACUCCGUUCGCAAAGAAGACAAAGGAAUGUAUCAAUGUUUUGUAAGGAACGAGCAAGAGAGUGCCCAAGGCAGUGCUGAACUCAAGUUAGGAGGACGAUUCGAACCGCCACACAUUAAGGAAUACUUUAGCGAUAACACCAUGCAACCUGGAGUGUCUUUGCACUUGAAAUGUAUCGCAUCUGGUAAUCCAACACCUGAAAUAAAUUGGGAACUUGAUUCAAAACGUCUUAGCAGCACUGAAAGACUUCGGAUUGGACAACAUAUUACCAUGGCAGGCGAAGUGGUCUCUUAUCUUAAUAUAUCUUCAGUUCACACCAAUGAUGGAGGUCAUUAUAAAUGUGUAGCUGUUUCUAAAGUCGGUGCGGCUGAACACACUGCCCAUAUCAACGUGUACGGUCUUCCGUUUAUUCGACCAAUGGAAAAAAAAAAUAUCGUGUCUGGAGAAAAUCUAUUCGUUACGUGCCCUGUUGCUGGAUAUCCACUUGAAUCGAUCACAUGGGAAAGAGAAAAUCGUCAACUUCCUAUCAACCGCAAACAAAAGGUGUUCCCGAACGGUACGUUAAUCAUUGAAAACGUAGAACGGUCUUCGGAUCAAGCUACUUAUACUUGUGUGGCGAAGAACUCUCAAGGUCAUACCGCUAAAGGAAACUUAGAAGUUCAAGUGAUGGUACCUCCUCGUAUCGUACCGUUCAGUUUUGACGAGCCCAUCUAUUCUGGCCAAUCAGCCCAAAUAACCUGUUUAGUAUCGGAAGGUGAUACUCCUUUAAAUAUUUCUUGGUGGUUCCACGAAUCCGAUAAGUCCCUACUAUCGCCAUUGCCCAAUGGCAUAUCGGUUAACAAAAUGGGCAAUAAGCUGUCCAUGCUUUUCAUUGAAACCACGUCGUCUUAUUUCGCCGGAAAUUAUGUUUGCGUGGUUAAGAACAGGGCAGGGAGUUCUAAGUACACCGCAACGUUGAAUGUCCACGUUCCUCCUAGAUGGAUACUUGAACCUACUGAUAAAGCUUUUGCACAAGGAGGUGAUGCUAAAAUUGAAUGUAAAGCUGAUGGUUUCCCUAAACCACAAGUGACAUGGAAAAAAGCUAUAGGAAAUUCUCCCGGAGACUACAAAGAUAUCAAAGAUUUGAAGCCAGGAAAUGAUGACAUUAAAGUCGAAGAGGGUACACUUACAAUUCACAAUAUUCAAAAAAAUCACGAAGGUUACUACUUAUGCGAAGCUGUCAACGGUAUUGGUUCUGGACUGUCGGCUGUAAUAACAAUUAGCGUACAAGCUCCACCCCAUUUCGAAAUUAAGGCGAGGAAUCAGACAUCUGAAAAAGGACAGCCGGCUGUUUUGGAAUGUAUGGCUAAAGGUGAAAAACCCAUUGGAAUAGUGUGGAAUAUGAACAACAAGAGGCUAGACACAAAGGAAGAAGAGAGAUACACCAUUCGAGAAGAAAUAUUGACCGAUGGAGUUAAAUCUGAUUUGAGCAUUAAAAUAACCGAUAGGAUCGACACCGCCAUGUUCACUUGUGUGGCGACAAAUUCAUUUGGAAGUGACGAUUCUAGCGUACAACUUAUCGUUCAAGAGGUGCCGGAGAUACCGUUUGGUUUGAAGGUGUUGGACAAGUCUGGUCGAACUGUACAGCUGUCGUGGUUGGCGCCAUAUGAUGGAAAUUCACCAAUCACUCGUUACAUCAUUGAAUAUAAAUUACUCAAAGGAUCAUGGGAAUCUAAUGUCGAGAAAAUGGAAGCCACCGGAGACAAAACGGAAAUGAGCGUUGUAAAUCUUCAUCCAGCAACAACGUACCAUUUUAGAAUUGUCGCCGAAAAUGGAGUAGGAGUAUCAAAACCUUCUGACCCGGUAACCAUAAUCACAUCGGAAGAAGCGCCGAGCGGAAAACCCACCAGCAUUCGUGUAGAACCGGUUGAUGAAAAUACACUAAAGGUUAUGUGGAAAGCUCCUGAACGCAGUGAAUGGAAUGGUGAAAUACAAGGAUAUUACGUUGGAUACAAGCAGUCUUCAUUAACUGAAAACAAGUUCGUGUUCGAAACAGUAGAGUUCAACAAAGAAGAAGGAAAAGAACACUUUUUGGAAAUAUUGAACCUCAAGACUUACACCCAAUACACUAUUGUUGUACAAGCGUUCAAUAAAUUGGGCGCUGGACCAAUGUCAGAGGAAGUUAAACAAUAUACUUCUGAGGGCGUACCCGAACAAGCUCCACACGACACCACAUGUACGACAUUGACUUCGCAGACUAUUAGGAUCUCUUGGGUGUCUCCUCCUUUAAACACAGCGAAUGGAAUCAUUAAGGGAUACAAAGUUAUAUACGGCCCAAGCGACUCUUGGUUUAAUGAAGCCACAAAAGAUACAAAGAUUACCGUCUCCAGCGAAACCAUUUUACACGGCUUGAAGAAGUUCACCAAUUACAGUAUGGAAGUAUUAGCUUUCACUGCAGGAGGAGAUGGAGUUCGCGCACCUAGGAUUUAUUGCCAAACCGAACAAGAUGUUCCUGAGUCACCAUCAGCCAUAAAAGCUUUGGUAAUGUCGACCGAAUCGGUUUUAGUCAGCUGGAAACCACCGGCCGAGCCCAAUGGAGAAAUAAACCAAUACACAGUUUACAUUAAACGGAAUGGGGAAAACAAAGAUAAAGAAGCGCCAAUGGUGCAUAAAGUAGCGGCCAGUCAAAUGAGUUUUGAGGCAUCUGGAUUAAUUAAACAAGAUCCGUAUGAGUUUUGGGUGACUGCGUCGACCAAUAUUGGCGAAGGUCAGCCAACAAAAUCGCUCAUCAUAGCCCCCAGUACUCGAGUUCCCGCCAUGAUUGCAUCGUUCGAUGAUACGUUCACUGCUACAUACCGCGAAGACGUGAAACUACCUUGUUUGACUGUUGGUGUACCAGCCCCGGAAAUCACAUGGAAAGUCAAAGGAGCAUCUCUUGAGAGCAACGAUCGUAUCCGCCAAUUGCCCGAAGGUUCGCUGUUGAUAAGAUCAGUAACGAGACAAGACGCGGGAGAGUACUCGUGCUUUGUGGAAAACUCAUUUGGAAAAGAUAAAAUCACUCAUAAAAUCGUCGUAUUGGCUCCUCCGCAUAAGCCACAAGUCACGGUCGGUGCAACUACUUCGAAUACGAUCACGUUAAAUCUGAAACCUUAUGAAACCGACAAGGAACCUGUUCAUGGAUAUACAAUCAAGUACAAACCUGAAUUCGGAGAUUGGCAAACGGCCCAAGUGGCUGCAAAAGCGGACAAAUUCACGUUGGAAAAUCUGUGGUGUGGGUCGCGUUAUCAAAUAGCCGUGACCGCUUAUAACUUAAUCGGCACGGGUGACGAGUCGGACAUACUCAUUACAAAAACUACCGGAUCAAAACCGAAAAUACCCGAAGCAAGCAAGUUUAUUGAAGUAUCCGCGACCAGUGUCACUCUUCAUUUAAACGCAUGGUUGGACGGCGGUUGCCCUAUGCUGUACUUUGUGGUGGAACAUAAGAAAAAGAUGCAGCCCGAGUGGACUCAGGUGUCCAACAAUGUAAGACCUGGCGGUAACUUUGUAGUGCUCGAUUUGGAUCCAGCCACUUGGUAUCAUUUGAGAGUGACGGCUCAUAACAACGCUGGAUUUUCAGUAGCCGAAUACGAAUUCGCUUCUCUCACAUUGAGCGGAGGUACUAUCGCUCCCCCCGCUCAAGACAUCACUUCUAUCUAUACUUACUUCCCGUGGAUACCGAAAUGGAUCGAUUUGAACGUGGUCGUACCCACAACUGCGACCAUUGUCGUUAUUAUCGUUGGUAUUAUCGUGGUUUGUUUCGCUUGGUCUCGUAGAGUGCACGAAAAUGGACAAACCCGAUUACGAGACGAUAUGACGGUGUACAACCAGUCGAUGAUAAUGGGAGGCAAUACUCUGGAUAAAAGACACACAGACUUCAACGACGAACUCGGUUACAUUGCACCGCCCAAUCGAAAACUUCCCCCGGUUCCCGGCUCAAACUACAACACUUGCGACCGGAUCAAGAGAGGUUUUCCCGGCCCUUACAACGGUCACGGCACAUGGAACCCUAGAGCCCGACAUAUGUACGAAGAACUUAACGGUAGUAACCCUAGGUGUAGGGGGCACCUGCCCCCUUGCCCGGGUUCCGACGAGACAAUGUAUACCAGGUGUCGAGGAAUCGACGGAGAGGACAUAUGUCCGUACGCUACAUUCCAUUUGCUUGGAUUCCGCGAAGAGAUGGAUCCGUCUAAAAUGCCUUUCCAAACUUUCCCGCAUCCCAAUGGUCAUUGUGGAACAAUGGGACCCGGCGGAACUAUGGCUAGCAAUGGAAUGAUGCAUCAGUGCCCAGGAACGCAGACAAUGCCCCGAAAUGGACGUUAUUCACGUGUAGGAGGAGGAGGAGCUAAUUCCAUGUUUUCCCCAGAGUACGACGAUCCAGCUAAUAUUGGCGAUGAAUAUGGCAGUCAAUAUGGACAGUAUGGAGCUCCUUAUGAACAAUACGAAAGUCGCAAUUCAAUGGGUCGUCAUAGCAUUGGAAGUCCAGAACCGCCUCCACCACCUCCGCGUAAUCACGAUCCAAACGUAAGCAGCACAAGCAAUGAAGCCAAUGACUCUAAAGAUAGCAAUCAGAUAUCAGAAGCUGAGUGUGAUCAACACCAAGAACCAACAGUGCAAGAAUACGGCGUUCAAUCUAAAGGGAACCCUAAGGAUACUAUGACCACAGAAGAACUACGGAAACUCAUAGAAAGAAACGAAGCCCCAGCAGGACAACAACGCUUCCAAAGCGGAGGGCUCACAACCUACGAUACUGUGGCAGUGUAACCUCUAGUCAGCCAAUCAGCCAACAUAUAUAAAUAGAACGUUAGAAUAUAAACCUUAUCUAUACUAUAAUAUUAUUGUGAACCUCUUCCAUAACUAAACAUACUCAUAUACCUAAUGCACUAAACGAUACAUUAAAAAAAAACAUAUUACUACGCACUUAUUUAAGUAACUAAAAUAUAAUUAGGUAAUAAAAUAACGAUAAGAAUAGAAAUAGUAUUUUAUAUAUUAUAAUAAUAAUGAUUUAUUACUAUUCUUAUUCUAAUAUCGUAAUAAUGUGGCCCUAAUGUGUUUUUCUAAUAAUUUAGGUAUUAUAAAACCCUCAAGUGUUGUGUCAUUAUUUCUUACACUUCAAUUAACCUAUUAAAAUUUAAAAUGUUACUAUGAUCUGUGAAUGUUAGGAUUAUAUUAUAUUAUGUUAAUUUUAGCUCAACUCUAUAAAUUACCAUUCGGUUCUAGCAAACACUGUUUAAAAAUCUCACAUAGAUGGUUUUAAAAAAAAAUAAAAGUAUGUUCCUUUAAUGUCAGUACAAAAAAGUCAGUUAUGUUUGUUUGUUUGUUUAAAUUUCAACAUAAAAUAUUUAAUACGUUUAUUAUUUGAUUUGCUCAUUAACUGCAGCUUUUAAUAGUUAAAGAAAAUAAAAAAACGUAUUGUGUUAUGUUAGAGUAACGAUAAAGUGGUUCGUCUAAUGUCGUAUUCACUCAAUAUCAUAUAAUAUGAUCUUUAAUAAUAAUUCCACUUUUAUACGUCUUAUUGUGAUUUAAAAUUAACUAUACAAACAAAUAUCGUUUAUUCGGAAAUUACUUUGAUUAAGUCAUUAUAUAUUAUUAUUAUACUCUUGUUCGGUAUUUAAAAAGACAUUUUUUUAUUACAUAUUAAAAAUAUUAAUAUACUUUAUAAUCUGUCAUAGUAAUGAUACAUUAUUAUUAAACAUUUUGAUUAGAAAUUUCGAAAAGAUAUACAAAUCUUAACUAUUAUUAUUCAAAACUAAGUCGUAGAAUAUAUUAAAUACAGCUAUAAUCUUUAUGGAGUGUGCUUUUUUAACUGAUAACUGUGCCUACUCGGUAAAAUAACUAACUAUGUUUUGUUCUUUAUUCAAAUGGCGCUAGUAUCCAAUGUAAUAAUACUGUAAAUUGGAAGUGAAACGGUUGAUAUUUUCAAAAACAAACUAUCUUGUCCAAUGGUUAAGUCUCGCAAAUGCUUGAAAAACUAAAAUUUCUGUCUACACAAAAUAUAGUUUACCUAUCUAUUUGGGUCGUUUUGCUUACAAAUUGUACUCAAUUUAGAAAUGAUCAAACAUUGAUAACAGGAUUUCUGGAUUUUUUUUCAUACUUAAAAUACAUUCUUAGAAUUGUUUGCAUUUAAUUAAUCGGUUUAAUUUUUUUCAUACUUAAGUUUUUGUUUAUUUUGAGCACAUGCAAGAUGUACAAAUGGGGCAGUCGACGUUUUUUUUUUGAGAGAAUAUCCUAAUCUGAGAACGUUUCAAUAAUUAUUGUAAACAUGUAGUUUAAUAUCGUCUUUUGUAUAUCUAUUAUCUAUAUAUUAUUAUUAUAAGUUAUAAUUAUUAUUAUUAUAUUAUUAUUAUUCGUAUAAACAGUUUGAUAUUAUGUUUUAUCUUCAGAUUUGUGUCAUUAUUGUUUUUUUUUUGCGUUUUUACUUUAUGUUGUAUGUAUAUAUAUAUAUUUUUUUUUUUAUAAAAUACUAUAUUUGUUUUUUUAACUUAAUUAGUAAACAAUACACAACCAUAGUGACUUGCAUGUGGCUAGACUGAUAUUAUAUAUUAUUAGUUACAGUUAUAACAUUAAUGAAUUUUCGACAAAUUGAUUGAUUUCACAUUUCUCUGAUUUUAUUUUGAAUUUGUUCGUACUUUUUCAACUAAAAUUAUUGCUCAAACACUCAACAUAAUUUUUUUUUUUACAAAUUUAACAUUAUUUAUACUUUUUUAUUUAUAUCGCGGAUAUGGUAAACAUAUUAUUAAAAAACAAUUUAUAGUGCCAACUUAUACUUACAUUUUAAAAUUAAAUUAGAUUUGUUUAACUUGCAAAUACGCGUUUUACAUGCUCUAUGCAAAGAAUAUAAAAAAACAUUUAUCUUCAAUUAUCUUUUAUU
Messenger RNA from Adelges cooleyi (spruce gall adelgid), 8327 nucleotides. It is a transcript of the gene Dscam1, whose product is annotated as cell adhesion molecule Dscam2. Bases 245 to 6220 code for a protein of 1991 amino acids. Gene Ontology annotation, biological process: dendrite self-avoidance; axon guidance; homophilic cell-cell adhesion. Gene Ontology annotation, cellular component: axon; plasma membrane. The transcript has 35 exons. NCBI's taxonomy places the organism in Eukaryota, Metazoa, Arthropoda, Insecta, Hemiptera, Adelgidae. The record is from RefSeq and is a predicted model, not a curated record. Gene Ontology annotation, molecular function: cell-cell adhesion mediator activity.